AGCAAAUCUACAAAAAUACUCCAUACUUUCUUCCUAAUUACUUUCAAGUUUCAACCAAACAAUGGAAGUUAAUUCCAUUCCCUCUACUUCCUUUCAACCAAACAAACCUGUGGAAGUUUUCAUUUCCUCCCACUUCCUUUCUCUCCAUUUCCUUCCUCUCUACUCCCUUCCUUUACCAAACAUAGUGUAAGAGUUCUUGUAUCAAUUUUGGAAUCUCCUGCAACAAAGUCGCCGGAAAAAAUGGAGGUGAAAGAAGCCGGGUCGUCGCUGGACUCGCUCAUCUCCUCAUUCAACGCUCGCAUCGCCGAACUCCAGCAACUCGUCAUCGCUAGAAACAUGUAUCCAGCGGGUAGUGUACCCGAUUUAUCGGAAGUAGACUCGGCACUCACUGGAAUGGAGCUCCAGCUUGAGAAGAUCCGAACCCGACUGCGAGAAGAAUCUGAAGCCAUCCCCAAAGCCAAAAAGCUGAUAGAGGCAUCAUUGAAACAACAAAAGAAACUACAGAGUCUUGCAGCCAAGGUUCCAUUGAAUUUGUCUGGAAGAAUGACUCACAUGAGUGACACCACAGAAGAUUCUGUUAAGUGUGUUCAACAAGAUUCUUGUUCAUAUGACUUGAGUCUCGAGUCUCUGAAAAUUGAGGAGCAUGCACCAAGAGAGAAAAAGGGUCGUGCUUCUCCACCGUUGUGGUACCUUAGUGCUGAUGAAUUGAAUUCCUUGCCAUCGUACAUGAGAGGGAGGCUCACUCUUGAUAAGGUCAAUGCAGCAAUAAAUGACAUUGUAACAUAUGCUGAAGCAAAUUCCCAGCUUAUUACAGCCCCUAGAAAAAAAUUGACUGAGGAUAUUGUGGAGAGAGCAAUGGAAUUAAGAGAUAUUGCGGCUACAGAACCUUUUAAGGGGAGACACUUCUUUCUUGAGUCAGACAUUAAAGGCCCUUCUCUAAAGCUUGACAAUACAGGAAAAGCAAUAUUGACUGUUCUUCGACACACGGGUCGUAUUACUGAAGGUCGAAGUGGGCAUAACCGCAUCUUCCUACUUGUAAGGCCACCUCAAUAAUAAAUUUGCUAAUUACGCUUUAUAUCCAAGCACGAAUGGAAGUAUGUAGAAAAAUGUUUUCCUCCCAAGUUUGACAUUAAUAUACUUUUUAGUUCGCACACACAUACAUGAAUGAAGUACAUGCAUGUUGUGUCAGUGCAACAAAAAAGGAUAUUGAUGUCAAAUUUAGGGUGAAACUAACAUUGCCCUUGUAUGUAUUAUGUUACCUGGAACUACCUUUAUACUCUAUAUCUGUUACAAGUACUUUGGCUUAGUGUUAUUAUUUUCUUUGAAUUGUUGGAUGCCAAUUGGCAUAUAGUGUAAUU
Cuscuta campestris is the source of this 1358-nucleotide messenger RNA. The record is from the annotation of a GenBank genome assembly. NCBI's taxonomy places the organism in Eukaryota, Viridiplantae, Streptophyta, Magnoliopsida, Solanales, Convolvulaceae.